Messenger RNA from Scutellospora calospora, 375 nucleotides. NCBI's taxonomy places the organism in Eukaryota, Fungi, Glomeromycota, Glomeromycetes, Diversisporales, Gigasporaceae. The record is from the annotation of a GenBank genome assembly.
AUGGCAUCAUCGUUGAUUCGCUCAGUUUUCAAAUUAAGAACUAUAAUAAAUUCAAAUAUUCAUUGCGAUAAAUGUAUUUUCAUUAAAUCAGCAAUAGUUAAUUCUAAUCGAAGUUUCGAAACAAAUGCUACAAAUACGAAUAGCCAUGAUAAUAUCUUUUAUAAAAAAUUUGAUAUACAAAACGAUGAAAGUCUACAUUUUAAAGAACAUCGUAUAAACGCUCUUUCAGCUGAAAAAAUUAUUGAUAAUCGAUUCAAAUUUCUAAAAGAAAAUAUAUACAAUCAUGUUAAUUAUGAAUUAUUAGAAGAUUUUCCAAAAUGGUUUAAAGAAUUACAUAUGCAAAAUCUGACUCAUUAUUUUAAAGAAAAAACAUAA